AUGGAUUGGAUAAUUGAUGAUCGAGUUUUCUUUCAGUGCUGUGGCGUUGGAGGUGGCGGGACCACGUUACCCCAGGCCGCACAGCAUUUGGGUACUGGAACUGCCGUCGCAGCCACCUCCGGGAGAGCCAUCAUGCAGGAUCCGGUACUUGAGUCCAUUCUGGAGCAAAUGCGCGAGACGGAGGCUCGCAGGGCGGACCUGGAGCGGCAGCAUGCCGAAGCACAGAACCAGCUACGGGAAAAGCUAGCAGGCAGAUAUCAAGGUCCAGAGUCUGUCGAGGCGCUCCAGUCCAAGAUUCGCGAACUUGAAAAGAAAACGGAGCUGCAGAUGGUGAGGAGCGAAGAGUUGUCUUUGGAGCUGACGAGUCUCAGGCGAGCGAGGAGUCGCGGUCCUGGUUCCACGGCCACUACUAGUAUCACUGGAACCACGUGGCCGCCUUCAGGCUCGGAAAUUGACAGGAUGAUUGCUAAGAUUGAGCAGGACACUAGGUACGGUCGUAUUCUCCACGAACUGGACCACACGAGAGGAGUGGUGACGACCCAGCAGCCUUCCUCCGGGCAGAGAAUCCUGCGAUCUAGCGCAGAAAACCUGAGCAGCCUAAGCCAGCACCAGCAGCAUCCUCCUCAUCCACACGCGCUGGAGCUCGGAGACCUCGGGAUGUCACACUACGUAGGCUCGCCGAUGCCUCUGACACCAAUGAUGCCUGGCUGCCCGCCGCUUACUCCCAACGGACCACCAUAUCACUACAGCGAACCAAUUCCUCCCGCCCCGUCGUCCCUGUCAACCAGCCAAUCCCAGCCCGCGUUUCAGCAGAAGCUGCAGCAGUAUCACCAUCAGCAUCAGACACACGUCGACAUGGCCAGCUCUCAUCCUCAAGCCAGUCUCUCCAGUCUCUCGUCUCAGCAUCAGCAUCAGCAACAGCAACAACAACAGCAACAGCAGCAACAACAGCAAAAGCAACAAGCGCACACACAUUUCUCAAGCAAUCAAUAUCAAGAAAGUUAUCCUCAUACACACACGCAGUCAUUUCAGCAGUCCCAUCAGCAGUCUAGUCAGCAACAGCAAACUCACCAAUCUCAGCUGCCUGUGUCGAGUACGUACUUGGGGUCCACCAGCCAGAGUGUCCUGCCUCAUUACAGCCAACCGACCGGGCAGACUGGACAAACUUUCCUUAAUGGAACUCAACAGAGUGGCAACUAUCCAAACUUAACGCUGACUACUCACCCAAAUGGAAGCUUCACCUCCGGGGUUGGUAGCAGCUUUGGGACGACGCAUCAGCUAGGCCAUCAUAAUUACUCAGUUCCCCAGACAAACCUCACGCAAACGACACUGUCUUCAUUGCCGCCGUACUCGUCCUCGUCUUAUCACUCGGCGCUCAGUGGCCUCCCAAGAUCGUCGUCGGGUGGAUUGCUUCAAGCAAUAAAUGAUCCAUUGCAAGCGAUGCAGCAGCUGUCAGCGCAAUCCCAGGCAAACCAGCUCCACCAGCAAGCAAUUAUCCAACAAAUUCAACAAAGUUUACGGGCUACAUCUCCAACAGCGACCUCUACGACGGGUCACCACUUUCUGGGGCCGCGUCAGAUGCCAAAAAUACCCACGUCAAUACUGACAAACCCUCUGGACCGGCUUACCAGCGAGACCAUUCUACCCGAGGGUCAAGUAGACAUGCUGGAUAUCCCCGGCAAGGGGAGGUGCUACGUCUACAUAGCAAGGUUCAGCUACGAGCCUUUCCAACACUCGCCUAAUGAAAAUCCAGAAGCAGAGCUUCCAGUUCAAGGUGGUGACUAUCUUCUCGUCUGGGGCCAGCCUGACGACGACGGGUUUCUCGACGCGGAAACUCUCGACGGACGCAGAGGACUAGUUCCCGCUAACUUUGUACAAAAACUCGUAGGUGAUGAUCUUCUUGAGUUCCACCAGGCUGUCAUGGGCCUAAGAGACGUCGAUGACGCUGCGUCGACGAAUAUUCCACAAUGUUAUCUCCAAGACAUUGACCUAGAAUUGGCGGCACUGGAGGAGGGAAACAGAAAUCGGCAAGCCGAACUGUCAGCGUACGCCGAACUUGACAAUAUUGCUGAGGAAGACGAACAAGAACCACCAGCUACAGCUAGGCUUGUCUUGUCUUUUCCUCCUGAAGAAGUCUACCUGUUUUCGGACCUAGUUCCGGCGCCACAGCACCUCACCCUGGAGCGUCAACUCAACAAGAGUGUGCUGAUUGGGUGGACUGCGCCAGACAACCCCAUCCAGUUGGAGUCCUACCACGUCUACGUCGACGGGGUUCUCAAGGUCACCGUUAAGGCUACCGAGCGAACGAGGGCUCUUGUAGAAGGUGUUGAUUCAACUCGGCCCCACCGAAUAAGUGUCCGCUCGGUGACACACUCGAGAAGAACAUCACGGGACGCGGCGUGCACUAUGGUAAUUGGAAAAGACGUCGCGUUGGGUCCAACAGCCGUAAAAGCAUCCAAUGUUACGGCAACCAGCGCUGUGAUAUCAUGGCUCCCGAGCAAUAGCAAUCACCAGCACGUAGUGUGUGUCAACAAUGUUGAAGUAAGGACAGUUAAGCCAGGUGUUUAUCGGCAUACCAUCACCGGGCUCGCACCAUCGACUAUUUACCGUGUCACUGUGAAAGCCAAGAAUCUCCGUGCCACUCACUUCGAGGACCAAAACGCUCAGUUGGCCAAUAAUCUUGCCUGUCACGUACACUUCAAGACUCUCUCCAAGGGUCUACCAGAUCCUCCGGUCGAUAUCCAGGUGGAGGCUGGACCGCAGGACGGCACUUUGCUAGUGACCUGGCAGCCUGUUGCCCUAAACGGUUCGGCCGUCACCGGUUACGCGGUUUACGCGGACGGCAAGAAGGUCACAGACGUUGACAGUCCGACAGGUGAUCAUGCAUUAGUAGACAUCCACAAAUUAAUGGGCCUUAAUCCAAAAGCCAUCACCGUCAGAACGAAGAGCAGGGAAAGCCAAUCAAGUGACAGCUGUGCUACCGCGAUUCCUUGCAGCGUGUUGCGCGGGGGACCACACAUGCAACAAGGAAUGGAGCACCCUGGAGACCAGCAGGGCUACAUGGGCAUGGUGGGCAACCGGAUGGCCCAGAGAUUUCCCGGCGCUCCUGUGCCUGCUCACAUGAGGCGUCAGGGUGUCACCAGGGUCGAUGCUCAUGGUCAGGUUAUCAUUGAGACUGACGAAAAUCUUUCGGAUAAAGAAAUUUAUCCUGGACAAAGUAUUUCACAAAUGGGAAUUCCGGAGAUUACCAAAGACUCGGCGAGCGAAGCGAAUUACAGUGAAGAAGACGACCCUACUAGAAGAGGUCGUGGAAUGCAGCAGCACCCGGGACACCAAAGAUACGGACCUCAAGGAGGGCCUCAAGGGCCCCCUGGAACUCACAGACCAGUUCCAGGAAGAACACCACGAGGUCCGGAUCACCAAGGGUAUUAUGAUCAGCAAGGGACUCAGAGGGGCAGAGGACCUGGCUAUCGCGGUGGUCGAGGUGGACCUGUUCAGGGUCCUCAUCAUCCAGAUGCUCAGCAAGUUAAUAAAAGAGCUCGCUGGUUCGUCGCUCUUUAUGAUUACGAUCCUCCAACAAUGUCACCUAAUCCUGAUGCUUGUGAAAUUGAAUUGCCCUUCUCUGAGGGUGACACCAUUAAGGUUUACGGCGACAAAGACGACGACGGAUUUUACUGGGGUGAAUGUCGGGGUAGACGUGGAUUUGUGCCUCACAACAUGGUAGAAGAGGUGAAGAACCCUCCCCCAGGUGCUCAAGGACCAGGACAACCCGGCAGAAGAGGCCAGAAUGACAGGUGGGGUGAUAUAUACACCAACAUGCCAGUCAGAAAAAUGAUUGCGCUCUAUGAUUAUGAUCCGCAAGUUCUCUCGCCUAAUGUUGACGCCGAGCAAGUUGAAUUGCGUUUUCAAACCGGCAAUGAAAUAUACGUUUACGGUGAAAUGGACGACGACGGUUUUUACAUGGGCGAACUAGACGGCGUACGUGGUCUAGUACCAAGUAAUUUCCUAGCAGAAGCUGGUCCCAAUAAAGGACAACCUCCACAAGCCGGGCGAAGACCUCCCGGACAAGGUCAAGGUCCAGGUGCUCGGGGUCCACCUCCGCCACCCCGAGAACCACCACCUCCAGGACAUCGACGUAAUAAAGGUAACACUUAUCCGCGAUUCACACCCAGUACCACGACUUAG
Molecule: messenger RNA, 4185 nt
Organism: Cotesia congregata
Lineage: Eukaryota; Metazoa; Arthropoda; Insecta; Hymenoptera; Braconidae
Source: the annotation of a GenBank genome assembly